Molecule: messenger RNA, 1550 nt
Organism: Cyprinodon variegatus (sheepshead minnow)
Lineage: Eukaryota; Metazoa; Chordata; Actinopteri; Cyprinodontiformes; Cyprinodontidae
Gene: slc25a32
Product: solute carrier family 25 (mitochondrial folate carrier), member 32
Exons: 7
Coding region: 242-1210 (322 amino acids)
Biological process (GO): folate import into mitochondrion; nucleotide transport
Cellular component (GO): mitochondrion
Molecular function (GO): FAD transmembrane transporter activity; folic acid transmembrane transporter activity
Source: RefSeq, a predicted model, not a curated record
UUAACAAGGUCGCUGUGGGGGAGCGCUUUUUGACAUUUAACCAUGGCGCAGCUGUGUAGCUUUACCUCAUGCUUGAAACGCGGUUCAGUCGCUGACCUGUAGUAGUUAUGAGGGGUUUUAUCUCGCCUUUGUUCCGUAUUUAAAAGUCCGCCGGUUGCUUCAGUUUCACGCUUAUUUGGUUGUUUUUUAGCCCAGCUAGCUGCCGGGAAGCUAGCUAAGAGUUUGUUGCCUUUCUGAGGACAUGAGCUCCGCACCGAAUCACGGUAACGUUACAGAGACAGCAGGACUGCCCAGCAAACAUGUCUCUAUAGGUGGACAUGUCCAGCAGGUCUUCAGUCAUGUUAAAAUAGAAAACCUGGUGGCAGGACUGAGCGGCGGAGUGGUGUCCACCAUGGUCCUUCACCCACUGGACCUGGUGAAGAUCAGGUUUGCAGUUAGUGAUGGACUGGAGCUGAGACCCAAAUACAGUGGUAUAAUGCACUGUAUGAGGAGUGUGUGGCAUCAGGAGGGAUUGAGGGGUCUCUACCAAGGGGUGACCCCUAACAUUUGGGGCGCUGGUGCAUCCUGGGGUCUCUACUUCUUCUUCUACAAUGCAAUCAAAGGCUACACGAAGGAAGGGCGUCAGGAGGAACUAAGCCCAGCAGAGCAUCUGGUAUCAGCGGCUGAAGCUGGCAUCUUAACGCUCACCAUAACCAACCCAAUCUGGGUUACUAAGACCCGACUGGUCCUGCAGUACAGCGCCGACCCGACUAGCAAGCAGUAUAGAGGGAUGGUAGACGCCCUGGUGAAGAUCUACCGCCACGAGGGGAUUCCAGGACUUUACAGGGGUUACGUUCCUGGUCUGUUUGGUACGUCUCAUGGUGCUCUGCAGUUCAUGGCCUACGAAGAGCUGAAGAGAGACUACAACAAAUAUAGGAGAGCUUCCUCUGAUGCAAAGUUGAAUCCUCUGGAGUACAUCACAAUGGCAGCUCUAUCCAAAAUAUUCGCUGUAGCCACAACGUACCCCUAUCAGGUGGUGAGAGCUCGUCUGCAAGACCAGCACAACAGAUACAGCGGCGUUGGCGAUGUGGUCAGACGGACGUGGAGAAAUGAAGGAGUUAUGGGCUUCUACAAAGGCAUCAUCCCCAAUCUAAUCCGCGUCACCCCAGCCUGCUGCAUCACUUUCGUGGUUUAUGAAAACGUUUCCCGCUACCUUCUCGGGACUAAAUGAAUGAGACUCGGAGGCCAGGGUGGACAGCCACACGUGCCUCAGGCCCCUGCUGGAGCCACGUGAAGACAAAGAGGGGACUGUGUUCGGUCUGAGGCGCCCUCUUCAGCACGUGGAGAAGUGAGGAAAAAAGAAGAAGCAGAGCGACUAAUGGCUGGAUUAGUUUUUAUUUCAGUUUCAUUUCAGGUUUUCACUCAGUGACGCGUUAUGAACAAGUCUCUGAGUAAAACGCACAGUUAGAUCAAAUGGAGGUUUUGUUUCAGGUGGCCUCUAUGGAAGUGAUGCUGCUGCUGCUCUGAAAAUGUGACUGUUUUUCUUAAAGCAGAGGUUACCAGAACCUAAU